UGUAUGAUUUUUGUAACAUUAUAUGCAUCAAAUAAAUUCUUGGGGCUUCUGCAACUGAUAAGAGAGUUAGUUAGUUAGGUGGGAUUUUGAUGAUUCAUGCUUUUGAAUAUAGAAUAAUGGAAGAAAAUUAGACCCUAUCUAGGCUGACUGCAAUUGUUUGGAUCCCAUUUCUGUGAUAUUUCUCCAAUUUCAUGUGGCUUAUAUUUCUACUUCACUUGUUUAAAAAAGUCUAAUUUUACAAUUGACUCGUAUGAAAUUAAAGUUUAUUUUGUGUUUGUGUUCUUUCCUCCCUUAUUUUUCUUGUUAUAAUUCCACAUCGUAUUGACGUUGCUAGCUAUUUAAAUAUCUAAAAGUCUUGAUUUUGGGGCAUCAAGGGUUGGAAUCUUAUUUGAACUGGAACCAAAUUAAUUUUGCUUUUUCAAUAUAAAUACUAAUUUUGCUAGAAAAGUAAAUAAAUUUGUAAUCUUGUUUCAUCAAUUUUCACUAAACGAGUUUGAUGUUUGAAGAAUGAAAUUCAACUAUGAAUCUACAAAAACGUGUUGUUACCUUUUGACAAUUUUCUUUUCCUGCAAUGGUUAGGAAGUUCAAGCUGUUCAACAUUCAAAAUGUGUUAUAUUAAUAAGUUAAGGCCUAAUAAUAUGCUUGACUUCAACAUAUUUUAUAUCGUACAAGAUAUCAAUCUUAUACUAGUACUUGGUUGGUACUAUAUUAUUAUUUUCAAAUUGCAACACAUACUCCAAAGUAAUUUUAGAAUAAACUGUGAGAAUAAAAAAAUAUUAUUGUCAAUGAAAUAAAAAUAGACUCACACUCUACUCUCCAAGUAAUUUUAAGUCAAAUUAGGAUCCGUUUGAUAAGUUAUACUAAUUUACGAUAUAAAAAUAAUUUAGAUAUUAUUAUAAUAAACAUUACUAUUAUUUUGAUAAUUAAGAAGAAACAAGAAUUCUAGUUAUAAAUUUGCGUUAUUUUCCUUGUUAACAAGAUUUUUAUCACUUUUCUUAUUAAAUAAAAAAUCAAAUAAAUAUUAGUUUAAAAUUUUAAAAAUAGAUUACUUUCUUAGAACAUAAACGAACCCUUAACUUAUUGCUGGAGAUGAUAUGUAAAAUCUCAUAAAUUCGUUCAAUAUAUUAAAAUGGCAUAAAUAUAUUAUUGUCCAUUUUUAUCGCCUAUAAUGACAACGAUUGAAUACUAAUGUCAAUAUUGUAAACUGAAUUUUCUUCUUCAAAAACCAAAAACCCUAUCUUCCUUAGCAGAUCGUCUUUUGCGCCGACACAAAGAAAGGUACGUAACGCUUGUUUCUCAUCUUCAUGCAUAGGGUUUUCUUAUUCUUAUUAACACUACUUUUCUGGCUCAUCAAUAGAAUAGAUUAUAUAUUCAAUUGUCCGGCUCAUAAAUAGGAUAGAUUCAGGAUUCAUGCUGUUCUUAUAGCUGAUUUCAUGGUGCCUCUACUUUUUCCCACCGGCUCAACCCUCGUUUAUGUUCUUAGGGCUAAUUUCAUUUAUGAACUUGAAAUUUAUUAAUCCAUAUAUUGUUAUUUUAAUUAACUAAUUCUCAUUGAACAGAACAGCAUAUAUAUAUAUAUGGGGGGCGAUCUACGGUUCAUGAUUUUGAAGUACUUACCUAAGUGUAUCAACUACUAUUGUUUUGACGAGGUGGAUUUGAAGGAUGGCGCUGAAAUUAAUCUAGUAGAAUUAGAAUUUCAAGGAAAUUGUCUGCAUAAAGACAUUCCGGCUUACCCUGGAUUUGUUUGUAUCGGUGAUGCCUUGUUCAUGGCCGGAGGUGUCUUCUACGACGUCCCACAUCCCACUUUUUUCAAACAGAUAUCUCCAACAAACUACUUGUCAACUGCGCCACUACCUGUUGUUGGUUCAUCACCUGUGACUUGGACUCGUAGCCCCACUAGUAUGGAUUUAGCCCGAGCCGGCCCCAUGGUAGCCCCAUUACACGAUGGCAGGAUAUUCAUCUGCGGGGGCACUCCUAUAAGAAGUAGUUGGGUUGAGAUCUACGACCCCAAGACAGGCCAGUUCCUCCCUAGGAAAUUGCCUGCCCACAUCAAGCGUAUUCCUAUAGCAAGAUCUUGCUUUCAGUGGACCAAAGAACUGGUUAUGAUAUACUAUGAUAGAUGGGUUUACACCGAACUAGAAUUCAAAGACGAACACCCCAUGUCCUGCGACAUCGAAGGACAUCAACCCACACUCCUCCAGUACAACUUGGUUACAGACAAGUGGAUAGUCUUUGCAGAUAACAUCCCUCCCCCAAUAGAUGAAAUGAAUAAGAGGAACCUCAUCUAUGUGGGUGGAGACCUUCUAUUCAGUAUCGACUAUUCAUAUAGUUGGUUGGUCUACGAUCUGUCCUCGAGGAAGGUGGUGGGAAACGUGAGUGUGAAGCUUCCGGGUGCGAAGAUUUCGGGUGCGAGGGUUAUUGAUGCUUUCUAUGUUGGCGGCAAGACUGAUGUUAAAAGUACUAGUUGGUUCUUCUACGUAUUCAUGCCUAAUGUGAUUAAACACCAGUUUCGUGGUGUUCAAUAUGCCAAGGUCGAAGUAGUCCAACGCAAGGACGGGGAUUUGUAUGCUACAGUUCACAUGAACGGUGUCUUGGGAAUCUCUCCCUAUUCCGACAUCUACAUUAUUGCAAGCUCUAAGAGAGAUGCAGAGGAGGACAUGUUGGAGGCAAGCACAACCAGCUCUAAGAGAGAUGCAGAGGAGGACAUGUUGGAGGCAAGCACAACCAGCUCUAAGAGAGAUGCAGAGGAGGACAUGUUGGAGGCAAGCACAACCAGCUCCAGCUCUAAGAGAGAUGCAUUGUUGGAGGAGAGAGGGAAAGAGAAGGUGAUGAGAAGUGAAUGAAAGCCUGCUGGGAACUAGUAUAUUAUUAAUAUAACUAUAUAUGUAGUUAUGUAUGAAGGAGAUUUAUUUUUGACGUUUCCCUAGCUGUCACUUAUCACCUUUUGGAUGAUGAAUUAUUAGUGUAUAUGUAGUUAUGUUGGUUGGGAUCCAUGCCCUCUGUUUGGGUUGGCUCGGUCGCACCACUUGCAGAGAUGCCCUUCUUCCCCUUGGCCUUUCUCUUGGAAACUUUUUGGCCUCCUAUUUGAUUUUGUGUGCGAAAACUCUUCUCCAUAGUAUUGUUUUAGUCGAAGGAAUCGCCCCCGUUCUUGGUGUAGUUGUUGUCAGCAUUGACUUUGGUCCUCUUCAGGCUUCAUGGAGAGAGUGCAUGUUCAAUUAGGGAGAAGUAUAGCCAGCAUAAGGUGAGCAAGUUUCUUGAUGUUUGAUGAUUGUAUCAAAUGAUAGAUGGUUUUAACAAUUGUUGUUUUUGUGUAACAGUACAAAAUUGUGGCUAAGAAAAGCUGCCCUCCAUCAAUACCAAUAUAGUACUACUAAGGCUACCUUUGGACUAUUUUUUGAAAUAUUUAUAAACUGUGGACACCUUUUUGAAUA
Molecule: messenger RNA, 3431 nt
Organism: Salvia splendens (bonfire salvia)
Lineage: Eukaryota; Viridiplantae; Streptophyta; Magnoliopsida; Lamiales; Lamiaceae
Exons: 2
Coding region: 1578-2843 (421 amino acids)
Molecular function (GO): protein binding
Source: RefSeq, a predicted model, not a curated record